CUCUGAGCGCGGCGCAGGCGGCCCCCGACAGCUCCUCGGUCUGGGCGGAGCGAGCGAGCUUGGUUGGCUGCCUGGCUGCCUGGCUGUCAGGGUUGCCUCUCUCCUUUUCUUUCUUUUCUUUCCUCUUUCUCUCCCCCACCCCCCUUAACUCCCCUCCUCCUGCUGCCUCUGUUGUUGUUGAUGCGAAAGGGGAUCAAGCGAGCAAAAGGACGUCCCCAUUUCCUCGGAGCGUCUGGAGCCGGCUAGAACUUCGCCAAAAGGAGGAGCCCUUGAUGGUUUUUAUUUUUAUUUUUCAGAAAAAUUAUUAGCAGUGGGGUGUUUUUUUCCUUCCCCCCUUCCCUCCCAUUCUCUUCCUUUUACCUCCUAAUUUGGGGUUUCCCACCCACGCCCGCCCUCUUGUCCUCCCUCCUUUUUCUUAUUCUUGGUUUGAAAAAGAAUAAUUUGGGGGCAGCGAGAAAGAGAGAUCAGGACCAUGGCUCGACCUCUGCCUCUGAAUCCAACUUUCCUACCUCCAACAUACGGGGUGCUGAAAUCUCUGCUGGAAAACCCGCUCAAGCUACCGUUGCAGCAUGAAGACGCAUUUUAUAAAGAAAAAGACAAAGAGAAAAAGCUGGAUGAGGACAAUACCAAUGCUAUGGUCCCACAGUCCGCUUUCCUGGGUCCUACAUUAUGGGACAAGACCCUUCCCUACGAUGGCGACACUUUCCAGUUGGAAUACAUGGACCUGGAAGAGUUUCUCUCGGAGAACGGCAUUCCGCCCAGCCCGGCCCAGCAUGACCACAGCCCGCACCAACCAGCUCUUCAGCAAUCUACCUCAGCAUCACCUUCCGUCAUGGACCUCAGCAGCAGAGCAUCCACGUCGGCCCACCCUACCAUGGUUUCUCAGAACUGCAUGCAGAGUCCAGUCAGGCCAGGUCAAAUCGUGCCUGCAAAUCGCAACACGCCAAGCCCCAUCGAUCCAGAGACCAUUCAGGUUCCGGUGGGGUAUGAACCUGACCCGGCUGAUCUCGCUCUCUCCAGCAUUCCUGGCCAGGAGAUGUUUGACCCCCGGAAGCGCAAGUUCUCCGAGGAGGAACUGAAGCCGCAGCCAAUGAUUAAGAAAGCCCGCAAAGUCUUCAUCCCAGAGGAUCUGAAGCAGGAUGACAAAUACUGGGCAAGACGCAGAAAGAACAACAUGGCUGCCAAACGCUCCAGAGACGCUCGGAGGCUGAAGGAGAACCAGAUUGCCAUUCGCGCCUCAUUCCUGGAGAAGGAGAACUCCGCUCUGCGCCAGGAAGUGGCCGAUCUACGGAAAGAGCUGGGCAAAUGCAAGAAUGUCCUCGCCAAGUAUGAAGCCCGGCAUGGUCCUCUGUAAAUGGCAUUCCCACCCACCCCUUUCUGCCCUCCUUCUUCUUUUCUUUUCUUUUCUUUCUUUUUUCUUUUCGGUGGGUUGGCAUUUGAAUCGAUGGACAGUGUGUUUAUUGCUUGAUAGCACCACACCCAAACGCCCCCAACCUUUCACCAUCAGCACUUUACCAGGAAAACAGAAACAAAACAAAAAAACAGCGUACAACUUUUUUUUCUAUGUGCGUAAACGCAUGCGCGGGUCUGUGUAUGUGUGGGCGUGUGUGCAUGUUCACCUCAGCACUCCCCAUUUUUAUUGAAAUGUAAGGGUGACUCGUUUUCACUGGGACUGCUGAAACCUGCCAUAGUUAAGCUUUUCAUUAAAUAAUUAAAUAUUUUCCAGUG
Messenger RNA from Podarcis raffonei (Aeolian wall lizard), 1728 nucleotides. RefSeq names its product HLF transcription factor, PAR bZIP family member (gene HLF). The transcript is spliced from 4 exons. NCBI's taxonomy places the organism in Eukaryota, Metazoa, Chordata, Lepidosauria, Squamata, Lacertidae. Gene Ontology annotation, molecular function: RNA polymerase II cis-regulatory region sequence-specific DNA binding; DNA-binding transcription factor activity, RNA polymerase II-specific. Gene Ontology annotation, cellular component: nucleus. Gene Ontology annotation, biological process: regulation of transcription by RNA polymerase II. The coding region runs from base 473 to 1354 and encodes 293 amino acids. The record is from RefSeq and is a predicted model, not a curated record.